Sus scrofa (pig) is the source of this 2946-nucleotide messenger RNA. The record is from RefSeq and is a predicted model, not a curated record. Lineage: Eukaryota; Metazoa; Chordata; Mammalia; Artiodactyla; Suidae.
CGGCGCCGUGCCGCCGCGCUUCCGCAAAAAUGGCGGCGGCGGGUGGUGCGCGACUGGCGGCCUGGAGCGGAAGGCUGCGGCGCGGGCUGGCAGCCGGCUGGCGGGCCUGGCCCGGCCCGGGGCCCGUAGCGGCCGCGGCGGCCGGCGUGGCCCUGGCGGGAGCAGGAGCGACGUGGUACCACGGCCGCGUGAACGUGGCGGCGCCCCGGGGCGGCCUCACCGUCGUAGCCCAGAAAAACGUUGACCUUGGAGAGCUGGGGAAACCGUCUCUUCGGAAGCAGCGCUUCAUGCAGUUCUCUUCCCUGGAGCACGAGGGAGAAUAUUACAUGACGCCCCGAGACUUCCUCUUCUCAGUAAUGUUUGAGCAAAUAGAACGUAAAACGGCCGUCAAGAGGCUGACGAACAAGGAUAUCGAGGAUGUGCUGGCAGGAAUCAAAGGAGCUGGCUGUGGAUCAACUUUUUUUAGAGACCUUGGUGAUAAAGGGCUGAUUUCGUACACCGAGUAUCUUUUCUUGCUCACAAUCCUUACUAAACCACAUUCAGGGUUUCAUGUUGCAUUUAAAAUGCUGGAUGCGGAUGGUGAUGAGAUGGUUGAAAAAAAGGAAUUUUUUAAGCUGCAGAAGAUCAUAAGUAAACAGGAUGACUUGAAGACAGCAGUAAUUCAUGAAACAGAGCACCAGGAACCAACAGUGAAAGAAUCUGAAAUUAACACAACCCUCCAGGUACGUUUCUUUGGAAAACGAGGAGAAAGAAAACUUCAUUAUAAAGAAUUUCGAAGAUUUAUGGAAGACUUACAGACCGAGGUCCAGGAAAUGGAGUUCCUUCAGUUUUCUAAAGGUUUGCGUUUCAUGAGAAAAGAAGACUUUGCAGAGUGGCUCCUUUUCUUCACUAACACUGAAAAUAAAGACAUUUACUGGAAAAAUGUGAGAGAGAAGCUGUCAGCCGGAGAGGUUAGCCUGCACGGCUUCAUGGCUGCUGGCAGAAGACAAGGCAUGUUGCACCAAGGCACGUUUUUUGUUUUUGGCUGUGCCCAGGGCGUAUGGAAGUUCCUGGGCCGGGGGUCUGAGCCAGGCCACAGCAGUGACAGCACCUGAUCCUUAACCUGCUGCACCACACGGGAACUCCCGGAGAAGUUUAUUACUCUGUUCAUUGCACCGAGCCAGCACAAGCAUCACAUUUGCCUCCGUGCCCCUUGCCCCAGGGCCCGAGAUGUGGGUUUGCACUGCAGCCAAGGAGUCUGGAUCUUUGAUGGCGGCUGUAGGAAGGCCGCCCUGCCCUCGAAGGGCAACGCUGUCUCUUUUCUGGCCCCUCUACCAACGUCCGGACAGACCGUGUGGAGAGAGGUGAUCGGGCCUCUGUUCACAAGAUGCACAGGAGGUCAGAGGACCCCCAACAACUGCCUCCCGGCAGCAAGUCACCUGACAGCCCCUUAAACACGGGCGGAUGACACAGCGGGCGCGGGAAGAGAAAUCCACACCUGACUCCUGAACACGGAAGUGCGGCCUUUAACGUCCUCGCAGUUACAGACACGCGGAUCCCAGCCGUGACCACAGGCGCGUCUCGCUACAGUGAAGCCGGUCGGAGGGGUUGCGCCGGGGCCGCUUCGAGACCACGACGCCGAGGAGCAGCCGCGGGCGGGCUCGCUCGUGUGAUGAGAGAGUGAAGCAGGGUGUGGACCGGCGAGGACACACCCGCUGUGCACAGGGCAUCCGAGGAGGGCACGAGGGAGCUGGGGUGAAAGGGGGAAGAAGAGUUCGUGUCGUUUUAUUCGUUGUACUGUUGGAAUUUUUUAACCAUGUGUACAUAUUACCUCUUCAAAACAUUUGAAUAAAAGAAUUCAACAAAUUCACAAAAGCGGAAAGCAGUGAACCUCGGAGGAGACGUGUCCGAGGACGUGGUCCUGAGCGUCUCACAGGGAGGAGCGUGCUUCCCGAAUAAGGAUGUCCCUGCUUGGACGUUCCCAGUGGACACACUAGCCUUCUUGCUUACUCUUUGUUUGUUUUGCUGUCAAGUGCACAGGUUUUAAAAUCAGGUGGUGCGUUCCCUGGUGGCCUAGAGGUUAAGGAUGUGGCACUGUCACGUCUGUGUCUUGGGUCAGUGCUGUGGUUCAGAUUCAGUCCCUUGUCCCGGAAUUUCCACAUGCUGCAACAUAGCCAAAAAGAAAUUUUUUAAUUGUAAGUUAAAAAAACUUCACAUACAGUAAAAUCGGAUGGACCAAGGUGCAGGUCCUGCUCCCCGUUCAGUGGGCCUUCGACAGCGUACUUCGCCCUGACAGGGGACCCCUUGAAGCUGAGAAGUGGGGCCUACGCCGUAGCGAGGGCCAGGCCUGCAGUUUCAGCUGGCCCGUCUACGCCAAAACCCGGAGUUCUCACUCGGGGCCGUGUCCCCUGGUGAAACAUGGAAGAGCAAAGAGGUGGGCCACGUGGCAGGAUGCUUUCGUCUCCUUCGGCCGCCGCAGACUGGGUGGCUUCCACGGCACAUUCAUCCCCUCACAGUUCUGGAGCCCAAAGUGGGUGGUGUCUGGCGAGGUGUCCCCACACUCGACUGACGGGACUGCCAGCUCGUCCUCUCACCAGGACGCCGGUCCUGCCAGACCAGGGCUUCAGCCUCGGUUAGCCCUGGUUACCUCUGCUAAGGCCCCUCAAAAUACACCCCCUGGGGGGGUGAGGCUUUCCCCAGGGCUGCAGAGAAGGAGGCACAGUGGGGUCUCUACUCACAGCUCGGGGCCGGUCACACGGGGCUCAGCCUGCACAGUCACACCCAGGGCCCUGCCCCCUCGUCUCAGAACUCCGGAACCUGCCGUCCUGUUGGUCUGCACGCCAGACUUCCCAGUAGCCUCGCUUGGAAAGAUGGAAGGCUUGAGGAUAGCAAAGAAGACCCCUGGUUCUCGUCGUGAGGUCAUUUAAUGUAAAUAUGAAACUGUGCUAACAGCUCCCUUUGUUACCG